Messenger RNA from Trichosurus vulpecula (common brushtail), 957 nucleotides. Its product is annotated as olfactory receptor 52N2-like. Gene Ontology annotation, biological process: G protein-coupled receptor signaling pathway. The transcript has a single exon. The record is from RefSeq and is a predicted model, not a curated record. Gene Ontology annotation, cellular component: membrane. The coding region runs from base 1 to 957 and encodes 318 amino acids. Gene Ontology annotation, molecular function: G protein-coupled receptor activity; olfactory receptor activity. NCBI's taxonomy places the organism in Eukaryota, Metazoa, Chordata, Mammalia, Diprotodontia, Phalangeridae.
AUGUCCAAUUCCAAUAGCUCCAGCUUGACUCCCACAUUUUUCAUUCUGAAUGGAGUUCCUGGGUUGGAAGCAUCUCACAUAUGGAUCUCCCUCCCAUUCUGCUCCAUGUACCUCACUGCUCUUUUGGGGAAUAUUGGUCUCCUUUAUUUAAUUCAUCAUGAGGAAUCCUUGCACCGGCCUAUGUACUACUUCUUGGCUCUACUCUCCUUCACCGACGUUGCCCUCUGUACCACAACUGUACCCAAUAUGCUCUGUAUCUUCUGGUUCAACCUCAAGGAGAUCACCUUUAAUGCUUGCCUGGUCCAGAUGUUCUUUGUUCAUGUGUUGACUGGGAUGGAAUCUGGUGUGCUCAUGCUCAUGGCCCUGGACCGCUACGUGGCCAUCUGCUAUCCCUUACGCUACACUACCAUCCUCACCAAUUCUGUCAUUGCCAAGGCUGGGUUCAUCACCUUCUUGCGGGGUGUGAUGCUCAUCAUCCCAUUCACAUUCCUCUCCAAGAGGCUGCCCUACUGCCAAGGAAACAUCAUCCCUCACACUUAUUGUGACCACAUGUCUGUAGCUAAAGUGUCCUGUGGAAAUGUCAAAGUCAAUGCUAUCUACGGUCUGAUGGUUGCUCUACUAAUAGGUGUGUUUGAUAUCUGCUGCAUCUCAGUGUCUUAUACCAUGAUUCUCCAGGCUGUGGUGAGCCUAUCCUCUGCAGAUGCCCGACACAAAGCCUUUAGCACCUGCACAUCUCACAUUUGUGCUAUAGUUAUCACCUAUGUUCCUGCUUUCUUCACUCUAUUCACCCAUCGUUUUGGGGGACACACUAUUCCCCACCACAUUCAUAUCAUUGUGGCCAAUCUUUACCUGCUCCUGCCUCCCACAAUGAACCCUAUUGUCUAUGGCGUGAAGACCAAGCAAAUAAGAGAAGGAGUCAUCAAAUUACUAUUUGGAGAAAAAGGUUUCUUGGCCUAA